AUGUCCGUGUCUGCAGGCAGGCCGAUCAAUGUGUGGCUUCUUUACAUUCUUGCCUUCCUCUUGCCUUUCAGCGAUGCGGCUCAGCAGCAGCCUUUGCGGACAAGUACAGCUCCCAAACGGGUGGCCGUCAUCGGAGCCGGAGCAGGAGGCUCGUUUGCAGCAUUUGAACUACGCAAAUUAGCAGACAAGGCAGACAUCCCUGUCGACAUCACUGUAUUCGAGCGGGCCUCAUAUGUAGGCGGACGCUCGACAACAGUCAACGUGUUCGAUCACCCAGCAUACCCAAUAGAAUUGGGAGCUUCAAUCUUCGUCGAGGUCAAUCACAACCUGGUGAAUGCGUCGCGUGAUCUCGGUCUUCACGUCCGCAGUGCAGAUCACGGGCGACCUCAGGAAACCGAUGACUCCAUUGGUAUCUGGAACGGAAAGGAGUUUGUCUUUACUCUAAAGAAUAGCUCCAGCUGGUGGAAUAUUGGUCGUCUUUUCUGGAGAUAUGGAAUGGCUCCACUGCGUGCUCAAAAUCUGAUGAAGAGCAUCGUUGGCAAGUUCCUGCGUUUGUAUGAAGAGCCAAUUUUUCCAUUUCGCUCACUUUCCGAGGCUACAUUGGCAUUGGGUUUGAUCAAUGCUACUUCUUCCUCUGGGAGUGCAUUCCUCGGUGCGAAUCAGGUGUCUGAACUCUUUUCCCGAGAAAUUAUUCAAGCAAGCACGCGGGUGAACUAUGGUCAAAACUUAGGAUUGAUUCAUGGCUUGGAAUCUAUGGUUUGCUUGGCUACGGAUGGCGCGGUUUCGAUUGAUGGUGGGAACUGGUUGAUAUUUGCUGGUGUUCUCAACGCCUCUGGGGCCGAUGUGAGGUUGAAUACCACCGUGACCGCGGUGACAAGGGACGGCGAUGGCACAGUGCGCAUUAAUUCACACCAGAGUGGCGACGUUGACUCGGAGCAUUCUUCAUCAGAGGAUGAGUUUGAUGAAGUCAUCGUUGCUGGUCCUUUGCAGUACUCUGGAAUAUCUGUCUCUCCGCCCUUAGAGCACAUCCCGGAUGACAUUCCAUACGUGAAACUGCACGUCACCCUUCUCUCUUCUCCCCACCGCAUUUCGCCACAUUAUUUCGGCCUCACCAGCCAGGGUGCCCGAGCUCCAGAGACCAUUCUGACCACCCUUCCCGAGGGUCUUGAUCUCGGGUCGAAUCCAAAGGGCGUUGGACCCGCUGAGUUUUGGAGUAUUAGCACCCUCCGCACAGUGGACCGACUCGUCAUGAAAGACGGGAAGGAGAAGAUGGAGCAACACUACGUGUACAAAAUCUUCUCACCAGAACGGCCAACAGCUGAGUUCGUGGCCCAAAUCUUUGAUAUUGAAUAUACCAAUGGCGACGGGUCCGUGACAGUCGCCGAGGGCAACACUACCAUUGGAGACUUAUCCAAGAACGAUAUUAGCUGGUUCCAUGAGAGGCUCUGGCACCCAUACCCCCUCCUGUAUCCACGGGUGACUUUUGAGGAGAUACUCCUGGCACCGGGUAUUUGGUACACCAGCGGGAUUGAAAGCUUCAUCUCGACCAUGGAGACCAGUGCCUUGAUGGGCCGAAAUGUGGCAGCGCUUAUGGUUCAGUCGUGGGAGCAGAGUGAGUCGAAAGAGAGUGCAUCUUGGGACGCGAAAACUGAACUUUAG
This is a messenger RNA of Penicillium atrosanguineum, 1659 nucleotides long. RefSeq names its product putative prenylcysteine lyase. Gene Ontology annotation, biological process: prenylcysteine catabolic process; prenylated protein catabolic process. NCBI's taxonomy places the organism in Eukaryota, Fungi, Ascomycota, Eurotiomycetes, Eurotiales, Aspergillaceae. The transcript has 2 exons. The record is from RefSeq and is a predicted model, not a curated record. Bases 1 to 1659 code for a protein of 552 amino acids. Gene Ontology annotation, molecular function: prenylcysteine oxidase activity.